Molecule: messenger RNA, 804 nt
Organism: Fonsecaea pedrosoi CBS 271.37
Lineage: Eukaryota; Fungi; Ascomycota; Eurotiomycetes; Chaetothyriales; Herpotrichiellaceae
Exons: 6
Coding region: 1-804 (267 amino acids)
Molecular function (GO): oxidoreductase activity
Source: RefSeq, a predicted model, not a curated record
AUGCCCGCUCAAAAACGAGAAGGUGCUGUGGCUCCAGGAGUUGCUUUCGUUACUGGUGGAGCACGAGGCUUGGGGAACGCCGUUGCUGUUGCAUUCGCGAGAGAAGGAGCAAGAGGAGUAGUCAUUGUCGAUAUUCAAGAUGAUGCCACCAUGGAUGAAGGGAAGAAGGCAGUGGAGGCAUAUGGUACCGAAUGCCUAGCUAUAAGAGCAGAUGUUACCCAGGAGCAAGCAGUGGUGAAAGCGGUCGCUGAGGCGGUCUCCAAAUUCGGACGUAUUGACUAUGCAGCAAAUUUUGCUGGAAUCGUCGUGUCGGGCGCGAUGUACGACCUCUCCCUCGAAGGAUGGGAGAAGGUCAUUGCCGUAAAUUCAACAGGGGUUUUCCUCAGUAUGAAACAUGAAUUAAAACAAAUGAUGGAACAAGAGUCUCUUGAAGUCGAGUCAGAUCGCCCUCCACAGAAAGGAUCGGUGGUGAACUGUGCCUCGAUCACUUCCAUUCAGGCUUCGGCAGGGACAGGAGGUUAUGCAGCUUCGAAGCAUGCGGUCCUUGGGGUGACCAAAGCGGCUGCCUUGGAUGCACGACGCCAUGGAAUCCGGGUCAACUGCGUUUCGCCAGGAUUUCUGCGCACCCAACUAGUCGCUGGUAUUAUCAAGGAAGGGGGCGAAAAGAGCGCUGAAAAGUUCCAGGCGUCUGAGGCCCGACAAGGUCGACCAGCCCGCUUCAGCGAGAUUGGUGACGCCGUGGUGCUAUUGAGUACUCCUCGAAUGAGCCUCGUUAAUGGCCACAAUCUGGUUUGCGACGGGUAA